Messenger RNA from Anopheles maculipalpis, 1014 nucleotides. Its product is annotated as NADH-cytochrome b5 reductase 3. The transcript is spliced from 4 exons. The record is from RefSeq and is a predicted model, not a curated record. NCBI's taxonomy places the organism in Eukaryota, Metazoa, Arthropoda, Insecta, Diptera, Culicidae. The coding region runs from base 55 to 1011 and encodes 318 amino acids. Gene Ontology annotation, molecular function: oxidoreductase activity; FAD binding. Gene Ontology annotation, cellular component: mitochondrion.
GGUGCUAUCAGGAGUUUGGAAUUAAAUUGAAGAAAGCUGACCAAAACGGAAGUAAUGGGCCUAACAGUUAAUCAGGUACUUCCCGUUGCAAUCGGUGUGGUGGUGGUUGUCGUUGGUGCUGCAAUAGCGAACUAUCUGCUUAACAGCAAGAAAGGCAAACCUUCUUCCUCCUCAUCCGCUAAAGCAUCCGCAAAGGAACCCAAAACGCUGCUAGACCCACAGGAAAAGUAUAUGCUGCCACUGAUCGAGAAGGAAGAGAUUUCACACGACACUCGCCGCUUCCGAUUCGGACUGCCAAGUGAAAAACACAUUCUAGGAUUACCGAUCGGUCAGCACAUUCAUCUGUCGGCCACGAUCAAUGAUGAGCUUGUGAUCCGUGCGUACACGCCAGUAUCCUGCGACGACGAUCAUGGGUUUGUCGAUCUGGUCGUAAAGGUGUACAAGAAAAAUGUUCAUCCCAAGUUCCCGGAAGGUGGCAAAAUGUCCCAGUACCUUGAGGGCAUGAAGCUGGGGGACAAAAUUGCAUUCCGCGGACCGUCGGGUCGUUUGCAGUAUUUGGGCAAUGGACGCUUUUCGAUCAAGAAGUUGCGAAAGGAUCCGGCACAAAUUUACGAAGCAACACAAGUGAGCCUGAUUGCGGGUGGUACUGGUAUCACCCCAAUGCUUCAGCUGAUCCGAGAAGUACUGAAACAUUCCGAUAAGGAUAGCACCAAACUUUCACUCAUUUUCGCCAACCAGACGGAAGACGAUAUCCUCCUGAAGCCUGAACUGGACGAUCUUGCCACCCGAUAUCCGGAACAGUUCAAACUAUGGUACACGCUAGAUCGUCCCAAACCAGAAUGGACGCAAGGUAAAGGAUUCGUGACGGAUGAGAUGAUCAAGGAGCGGCUGUUCGAACCAUCCCCUUCAUCCCUGGUGCUCAUGUGCGGUCCACCACCGAUGGUGAAUUACGCGUGCAUUCCAGCACUGGAAAAGUUGGGCUAUCCGAUGGAGCGUACCUUCGCCUAUUAGGAG